UUUCAGCGAAAAAUCUAGUAAUGGUAAUGUUGUCCGCUGGUUGGGACCUCUCGUACGAAAGUUUAUUUAUACGUUGUUAUUUCCAUAAUUUGUUUACAUCUUGUUCUGCGUCAGGUACGGCACUAUAUUGUAACAAAAUUGUUGAAAUAUUAAAUAAGAAAUUAUAUAUGACUGUGACGAAUGUUGGAUAUCUGUAUUUUAAUAAAUUCAAGAAUCAGGUUUCUCUGUCUUGUGUGUACCGGCUGCCUGAAGAAGAUUGAUGAAUCAGUUGUCAAGAUAAGAGAUUGUAACUACAAGAUUUUUCGUUGCGAGUCAUACUGUACGUAUACGGGAUGCAUUUGUUGAGAGCAAUCUCUGUAGGCUUCAUCCUUCCUUUCGUAAUCUUGGUUUGUGUCGUAAGCAGUGACGAACUAACUGACGAACCCGUGACACAAUCGAUAUCCGCCGGAGAUGUUGCUUAUCGGCAAGAGAACGAGCAGGAUGUGAACAAAAAGAAAGAAGAAGAGAAAAGUGUGGAAAAGACUACUAGUGAAGCAGUAAACGUGACAAGUACUGUCACGACCAAUAUCACUAAAGUGAAUUGCUCGUCGGAGAAGAUUCAUGGUCCCGUUGAGAUUGUUAAUGCAACGAGGCUUAUGGAAUUAUUGAUUUUGGAACCUGGACCAUCGAAUCGCUCGAGAAAUGACAAGGAUGGUAAGCAGUUACCAGGAACGUGCGUUCUAGUGUUAUUCUAUGCUAGAUGGUGCAUAUUUAGUAGCCAAGCGGCGCCACACUUUAACGCCAUACCUCGUUCAUUUCCUCAUAUGAAAGCUGUGGCUAUCGAUGCCAUAAAGCACCAGAGUUUCAAUGCUCAGUACGGAAUAGUUGGGGUGCCAACGUUGAUGCUCGUUCACAAUGGUAAACCUGUCGCUAAGUUUAACGAUACUGCCUAUACUUUGGAGUCGUUCGCCAAAUUCGCGUCCCAUCAAACGAAUCUGCAACCGAACGGCUCGCUGUACGUUACAUCGGCGGACUUUACUGGACCGGUUUCGAGCGUACCUUCCAACGAAACGGACUAUUGCUUGGUGUUGUCAUGGAUCUUUAUCGUUGCCUGCAUGUUGUAUUUCACGUCGCGUAGUAGAUGGUGGCAACAAUUUAUUGAGCUUAUUCAGAAUACUUGGCGUGAGAGCAACGCGCAACAUGAGCAUGUCGAUUAAAAGAAACAACCUUUAUUGUUAGUUAACUAAUUGAAUUAUUUAUUUAUUACAACUUUGUAAAUAAAGGGAGAAGAACAAACGAGUA
Molecule: messenger RNA, 1281 nt
Organism: Ooceraea biroi (clonal raider ant)
Lineage: Eukaryota; Metazoa; Arthropoda; Insecta; Hymenoptera; Formicidae
Gene: bug
Product: thioredoxin domain-containing protein bug
Biological process (GO): cilium assembly
Cellular component (GO): cilium
Source: RefSeq, a predicted model, not a curated record